CAAGCUGCUUCUCGAGGCCGUCCAUUCAUAAGUGAAGCGGUGCGCCAAAGCUCAGUGUAUUCAGUUCUCAGAUGGAGAACAAAUUGUUUGGACGUGUUUGCGGAUUGCGGGCGGUAUUCUCGAGUAAUUUUUGCCGGCGCUUGUAAAUUCGCGAUUUUUGUGAUUCUGAUCGAGUCUCAGUGUGCGUGUGUGCGUGUGUUAUGGUGUGUGUGACAAACAAAAGUUAAACAAGCUGAAAACAACAACAAUAAUUGCAGCUCCGAUAUUAAAUAGUGUUUGUGUGUGUUUGCGUGUGUUUGAGUGCGUGAGUGCGAGCGAAACACAAACGUAAAACGGAAAUGCAAAAAAGACAACAAAGGUAGCUGAAAAAGAAAUACAAAAAGAAAAUAAAAAGAGAGGGAGGAGGCAACAGGAGCCGGUGCAGCCAGAAUGAGCGAGACAGCAAGAACAUCAUGGGGCUAAUGAAAACGAAAUGUGAUUCAUUGGCUUUAUCAAUUGUGCAAAAUUCCGGCAUUGUUUAGUCCUGGGCGACAGAUAAAUUAUGACAUAAUACAACAAAGGCGAAAAACAACAAGAAACUGAAGGAGAAGCAAAGAACCAAAGAAGCGUAAACCAAACAUCGCAGUGAGAGGAGCAACGAGAAAAUGCUUUUGGAAAUCAAAUUGACUGGCAGCGCGAAGAGUUCGUUAACUUUCCAAUAAUCGCGUCAGAUAAAAGGAUAUAUAUAAUAGUUACAAUCGCGGUUGGGCCACAAAAAAGGAGCCCCAGCCGGAAAGCGGUGACAACAAACGUGGGAUUGCAAUGUGUUUGUUUUACAAUCGACGCCUCUUUGUUAUUCAACUGAUUGAGAUCCUGCUGCUCCUGCUAACCGACCACAAUGGACGACUGACACUAACCAAGGAGUCGACAACAGUUGCUGCCGCCGUCAACCAACGGAAAAACUCAACCGCACUCCUGCCGUAUCUGCAGAUCCAGAGGCUCGCCAUCACAAGACUGACCAUCAGCAAGCCCCACACCCCGUACUAUCUGCCAUGUAUACCUAUCCUAACGCCCUACAACUACGAUCAGGACAACCAGCCCAUCUACUGCAGCUGGUAUCGAAAUGACGUGGUCGUCGAGCAAACGUCCUAUCGCAAAAAUGACUUCUUCAUCUAUGAAAAUGGCACACUGCGUCUGCCCACGAAUGAGAAGGCCAGCGGCGUAUACCACUGCAAGAUCGAGUGGGAUGAGUCAGCGGUAAUAUCGGACAGAAUCACCGUCGAGUAUCCAGUGCUCAAGCGUCUUUUUCCGGGUCAGCAGCAGACGGCCAACAUCACUGCCGUGGAAAACAAGCCGCUCGUGCUGAGCUGUCCUUUCCUGAGCGUUCCACCUGCCCGUUUUAGCUGGUAUUUUGGCAACGAUUCCCUGACAAAUGACAACAGUGCGCUCACCCUGUCAAAUGGUACUUUGAUUUUGCGGCAAUUACGCCCGGAACAGGCUGGCAAAUACAAAUGCGUGGCCCAGAACGUAUUUGCUGGCAAGCCCCAUCGCCAGUUCACUUGGCAAUUGCGAGUGGAAUCCAAGGAUAACCCAUAUUAUCCUAAAAACGAGGCGGGAAUUCCGGAGACACCCGUUUCGGAGGCACAACUACUGCCGGCCUUUCAGAAUGCCACCGUUUUUGUACCCACAGGCGGAUCCGUAUUGCUGCAGUGCCACGCUGUGGCAGACUUUGUGCCAAUUGACUGGUAUCUGCAGACUCCCAACAACAAGUUGAUCCGUCUGAGCAACAAUAGUGUGGCCUAUUCCAUCACAAAUGCUAGUGUAUCCCGCCACGAAGGGCGCUACAGUUGUAUCACACUAUUGGAAUCGCAGAAUUUCCAAGUAAUUGUAACCACACCACCGAGGAUCGUCAGCCGCCUGCCCGUCGAGGUGGUGUAUAUUGGUCUCUCGAGGACACUAACUUGCCGCGCAGAGGGUCAUCCGGAACCGAGUAUCUCCUGGUAUCAUAAUGGAGUACAGCUGAACAGCUCCUAUACACGCUACAUAAACGGCAAUGAGUUGCAUGUCCACUCAUUUGAUUCCAAGGAGGAGGGCAUCUACCAGUGUGUGGCCAAGAAUGUGGCUGGUGAGGACUCGGCUACGGGUGAACUGCGAUUCAAUCGCCAGCUGGAGGAGGUCAACCCUCUACAAAAUAUCCGCUGCUAUCCACACAGCUUUCAUUCGAUCAACGUAACAUUUGAUAGCCGCACCUUAACGUCAAUGUUUGUCGUUUAUAUUGUGAGGAGUAAUCCACAUAGUUGGACCUCAUUCUCACCCAUGAAACUGAAUCAGACCUCGUACGUGGUGAUAUCCACCAGUCUGCCGGUCUAUGAGCCUUUUGCGCUGAUCACUCGGGUUCUUUUGCCCACUACAGAGGUAAGAUCAGCAAAUGCGGUUCCCCAGCAGAUGAUCCUAAGCUCGUUGAGAAGUACGCCAGUCAUUUGCUGUACCCAGGGAUUGAUGCUCCGACCGAUUGCCGUGGGCAAUGACACCUUUGUAAAGUGGUCGCAGGGUCAGUUGGACAACAAGAAGUACUUCAUCCUGCAGUUCUCCAUCAAUCACACUCAUCCACAUCCCUCCCAGCUGUUAAACGACUCUCUAUUGGGCACAGUGACUUCCGUGGAGGAAAAAGCAGAUGAAGUGCGUAGCCAUCUGACCAAAAUUCAACCACUGAAUCAAUCUGCAGCAGCCACUGUGCUGAGAAAUGUGGAGCAUGAGGAUAACGUUGUGGACGAUGUUUUGGAGCUGGAAGAGGACAUCUUUAGUCUGGUGGUGGAUGCUAGUGUUACAGGCAUGCUCCUGCAGCGUUUUACAAGAAUUAAGAUGAGAGUGCUGGUCAUCACCACAGAGAAUGAGUUCCUCGGUCAGGACUUUCGCUACGUCCAGUGGAAGAUUAUUGAAAAUGGCACUUCAGAGCAGGCGAAUAUGCCCUUUCGUCUAGUUUCCAUAGAAUCUCGGGCUCUGGCGUUUAAGUUUCUGGAUAGUCUGAAUGCGACCUGUGUGUCGGCGUGCCACAAUGUGAUACCAGUACAAAUGUCAUUUCCCAGAGUGGAAACAGAUUGUAAUGACCACAACAUUUCCAACUCCAUGCUGUGGGUCACAAAACUCAAAGCUGAUGUUCGAUACAAUCUGCGUUUUUACAACUGCAAGACGCAGAUUUUCUAUGGCGAAAUAGAUGUGAAAACUGAACAAGAUCCUCCUGGCACCAUUAGCAAUUCAAAGUUGAUUAAACAGAAUGGCCUGAAGUUAACGUGGGAGCCACCUGUAAAUCCCAAUGGUUGUAUCCACCACUAUGAUAUCCGCUGGUCCUUGGACAAUGUCACGCACGAAGCUAUCGUGAAGGAUUGCGUGUCCUGUUCUUAUAAAUUUCCAAAUGUCUCGGAGACGGACAAAAUCCAUGUGGCAGUUCGUGUGGUGGGUGAUACUGGAGCUGGAGCUCCCAUGUACUUUGACAUGAUAAAUAACAACCAUACUUGGUUGGAAAAGGAUCCCCUGUCGCACUCGGAGGUUUACAGUGGCAUUGCCAUAGGCUCAUUGCUGUCCAUUGCCUGUGUCUUUCUCUUCGGGCUGUUUAUAAUAUUUCAGCAGCGCAACUUCAAGGCACGCGCCCAAGGACCCACCCACCUGACCACACCCACGGACAUUAAUUUCGGUAAUCUGAGCAGUGCCUCGGGGAUGCCGGGAGAUAGUGCUGGCGGUCUGAGUGGCGGCACAUUGCAACAGGAUUGCCACGAGAUGCAGACACUCAUACCGCGUUCACGUUAUCACAUCGAAUUGCUGCCGGAGCACACUCUGGAAUACCAGACUAGUUCGGCAGCCGUGGCAGUCGUCCAUCUGGCCAAUGGCAAUGGGAAUGUUCAAGUGGCAAGGCGUUCAGAUCAGGAUGGAACUGCUCAAGGGGAUUUGGGCAUAGCCGGAGUGCACAACCUAUCGCAGUUGCCAUUGUGCGGCGGUGGUGGAACCUCGCCGGAGCGAAAAACCGUACAGGAUGCCAUGUUGCAGGAGGCUAAGGCAUUCUUUAUACCCUACAGGCAUACGCCACCCAAUGCAGUAGCUUUGGGAAGCUCCAAACAGUGCGGCGUGGCUGGUGGCUCCGAACUGGAGGUAAUUGUGCCGCCCAAUUCGCUGCCUUUGGUCAACACCAUGCCGGGAUUGGGUGUAACCAGUGGUGGUGGCGGCAGCGGAGGAGGUGGUGGUGGCUCCUCCAGCCGGAGAAGUGGUAGCCUGAGCAGCAGUAGUGCCAGCAGCAGCAGCAAUGGCAGCAGUAAAAAACAAUUUCACACCAACUUUGUGCGCCACUCGAAUUCCAAUGAUGGGAUUUGCCUGCUGGCCGAGGAGGAGGCGGCUGCCACAUUAACACCCACAUCAGAACGUGAAUAUGCGGCCGUGUGCCUCACCAAUGGUUUCAAUCUGCCCGCCGAUGUGGCCAAAUCGGGGGGCGGAAGUCAAUAUACCACCACUAAUAAUAACAAUAGCAACAGCACUAGCCAGAAAUCAACAACUGCCAAGGAGCGUCAGCCGCGAGGCAAUGGCAAUCCGAUCUCGUUCAGCCACAAUGCAUUUAAAGUUCCUGCCAACGGACCAUCGUCCGUUAACGUUAAUCAUUCGUCGGCGGUCAAGCAAUCUUGGCCAGCGGCGACGGUGGUCCAUCGACGGGCCCAGGUGGAUCCCAAUGGGUGAAGCAAGCAGUAUUUUUAUGAAGCUACCACAUAGAAGCAAACAAAACAAAGUAAAACAAAAGGAAAGGAAAAUUACAUAAGAGAAAAAGCCACAUUCACAGCUCGAAACAUUCCAAAAGAAUAUUGAUAUAUAUAUAUAUAUAUGGAGAUGAUGAUGAGAUCACUAUGCGUAUAUGGUGAUGUUUAGCAUUUAUAAAGAGUACAUUUUAUAAAUGUAAAUAUUUAGUAACUGAAACUAUGGAACUAUGGGAGAAAUGAUUAAUUAAGAUGAUAUUUAUACACAUGUAUAUCUACAUACACUUGUAUACAAAAACAUGUACGCUAAGUUGUAUGCUAUAGUUUUGUCGCGUUUCAACGUUUUUACCAUACUUUUGUAUUUGUUUAGUUUUUGUUUGUUUUUCUUUCGUUAAUUGAGGCUAAUUUUUACUUGUAACUUCUAUUACAUAUAAACAUAAUUUAUUGUUGCUUUCGAUGCAAAAACACACACAAAGCAAACACAUACAGAAUUACAUACAUACAUACAUAGCAAUAGACCGCGCAGCCCGCAAGUAUGCAUUACAAUAUUUGUCGCUGAUAAUUACUACGUUUAACAAUUGCUCCGUAAUUGCCGCAAAAAAUUCAAUUACACUCACAUAGUAUAAAUAUACAUAUAUACGCAAACAGAACAGCCAAAAAACCACAAACACUGCAAUAGCCCACAAUCAAGCACCCAACUAUCAAACUAUCAAACCACUCUCAACCACAAUAGUCACAAGUGUUCACAUCGAUUCCGAUUUAAAACGUAAUCUAUUCAAUAAUAUUUGUAGUUUUAUUUUAUUUAUAUAUUUGUAGACUUGUUUAAGCGAAAUGUUUAAUGUUUAAUUUCCGCAUAUUUACUGCUGCAUUUUGUUUUGUUUACACAACCGAUAUAUCAAAUGUACCUGAUUAUAUUCAUUUUGCAUUCUUGUUUUUGUGCUCUCGCUCUCUCUCUCACACACACAAACACUAUUAACACACACACACACACACAAACACUCCUCUGACAACAGAAAACAAUUCCAAUUUGUGCACACAUCCAUAUUACAUAACUCUAUAAUAAGCCACAAAAUCCAUCGUAUUGUAACAUAUAUAUUAAAUUCACCAACCGUACCUCGACAGAAUACGAAAAUGUAGCUACGCCAAAAGGAGAAAAUAAACCCAAAAUACCCGAGAGCUCCUGCUCCUUUCCACAGAUAUUAUUAUUAUUAUUUUUGAUAGGAAUAGUAGUAGGGAAAGUUGAAGUAGUAGCACCACACACACACACACACAACGAGUAUUUGUCGAGUUUGAAGAUGUAUUUUGUGAAUUGUUGUUCAGUGUGAAACGAGAUGCGAAAAUUGUUACGAGAUUCAGACACAGAAACAGAAACACAACCAUACACACACCAUACCCCCUCAAAGAAUAAAAACAAAACCUAACUAUAGAUACAUUCCACAGGCGUAUGCAAGUCACAGAUACACCAAUACACAUAAACAUAUGACACCAAUUGGAGAUACGUUUUAAAAUACAAAAAAGUAUAUAUAGAUAUAUAUAUGUAUAUUCAAUGUGAACGAAAUGUGUUUGAAAACUGUAACUGUAACUGUAUACGUAUUUAGAGUCUAAGUGCAAUACCAACAAAUAAUUAAAUAGCAAAAGAUAACCUUUAAGAUCCCUGAGGCAGAACAAAACCAACAACUAUAAACAAUAGUACCUUUCCACUCAAGCAGAUGCAACGUUCAAAGUAGACUCACAUCGAACCCAGUUAGCUGCGAAUUUCCAUACCAACAACUUAGACCAUCCUUAAAAUAAACAAUCUGAAUUGUGUUCAAGCUGAAUGAAGCCGCAGACUCUGAACUUCCGAGUCAACGAAAGGAGUUAUCAAUUUGUAUAGCCGAAUCAUAUUACAAUCUACAAAACAAAUGUGCAUGCAAGACACAAAAGCCACAAAAUGAACUUUAACCUACGAAAUGCAUUUAAAUACACACACAAACACAAAAUAUAUUCCGAAAGAACAACUCAAAAUUCCUAUACAAAAGUAAAAAAUAAAAAAACAAAUAGAAUGAUGGAAAAUCAAUUUUAAACGUUACGAAAAUUAAGAAAACAAAAAUGAACUAAAACUAUUAUAUGCAGCAAAAGGCAACAAGAAAAUUUAUGUACUAAAGUUAUAUAAUUAGGCGUAAGAAAUCCAUAUGAAUGUACGUGUUCGGAAAAGAAAAGAAAAACAUGAAAAUUGAAGGAUAAGAAAGGGGAAAAUUAAGUAAAAUAGCUGCGAUUGUGAUCGCCGUGUAAGUGGAUGUGAUAAAUGUUUAAAUUAUUUAAGCGCAAAAACAAUAAAGAGAUAAAGAAAUUAAAUAUUAGGAAGACAGGAACAGAAACAGAAACAGAAGAUAGAAAAGCGUUUUGCGACUUUUGCAACGGUUUUUGGCCAACGGAAACCACUCAAAUAACUAAGAGUCCACUAAAAUUGUAAGCAAGCGAUUAUUAUGUUCUUAUCUUUGGCAAAACUGCUGCUCCUAGCACACUCUCUACUAAGUCUACGCAUAAAGAACGUAAAAUAAAUUCAAAUUAUGAGUAUAUUUUAUAAUUUUUGUAAUUUUAAUUUGCAUUUAAGUCCACAUUUUGUAUACCUCAUUAUUAGAGUGGCAAAGAAAACUAAAUUUUGUAAACAUAUUUAGGCUUGGUUUAUUCGUUUAACAAUUAGAGCGGCAUAUUUGAACUAUCCAUAACUGAACAAACGAUACGAAAACUAAUGUAUUUUUUAUGCAAUUUAUAUGCAUUGUACAUGCAGGCGAAAUUAUUAAUUUGAAGCUAUUAAGCUGCCAGCGAUUCGUGUUAAAGAUUUCGAUGCAAGUAAAUUGGCGGUUACCAACAAACCAGGCCAGAAAAAAAAAUAAAGGACAAGCUUAAUUGGCAUGGCUAAAGAGUCUAAGAGAAAAAAUGUAAGAAAGAUCGGUGUUUGUUUAGAGAAAACAGAAGAUAUGGCAAAGAAGAAAUGAAUGCAACCUUAACUAUUGGAAAAUAUACUAAAAAUAAGUUAUGAUGAAAAUACA
Molecule: messenger RNA, 7744 nt
Organism: Drosophila eugracilis
Lineage: Eukaryota; Metazoa; Arthropoda; Insecta; Diptera; Drosophilidae
Gene: plum
Exons: 12
Coding region: 802-4698 (1298 amino acids)
Biological process (GO): cell-cell adhesion
Cellular component (GO): cell-cell junction
Molecular function (GO): cell adhesion molecule binding
Source: RefSeq, a predicted model, not a curated record